AUGCCAGAUCUCUCAAUUCUCGCCACUCCUGCGCCUUAUCAUAUCCUCACAUAUGGCACGCUCAUGGGCUCAACCUUCUUCCAAUCCUUCGUAAAUGGCAUAAUAGCCUACCAAGCCCUCCCAAAACCCAUGUUCUCCCAGCUACAACAAAAGAUAUUCCCAGUCUACUUUACGAUGCAAACAGCGCUGCCUGCCGUACUAGCCCUCACCUACCCAGGUUCUCUAGGGGGCUCCUCUAGCAUCUCAGGCGUGCUGGAGAAAUCGAAUAAAUGGGGUGUGUUAGUGCCUUUGGCGACGAUGUUCGUGACUGGGUUGGCGAAUGUGGCAUACAUUGGCCCGGAGACUACGAGGAUUAUGAGGGAGAGGAAGGUUCAGGAAACUCGCGAUGGGAAGAAAUAUUACGAUCCAGCGCCUCAUUCCAAGGAGAUGCAGAACCUGAACAUAAGAUUUGGAAGAAUACACGGAUUUUCGGCCAUGACCAAUUUGGGAGGAUUUAUUGCCAUGGUGUUAUAUGGUGUUACGCUUGCGUCGAGAAUUCAGUAA
This is a messenger RNA of Glarea lozoyensis ATCC 20868, 543 nucleotides long. RefSeq lists its product as uncharacterized. The record is from RefSeq and is a predicted model, not a curated record. NCBI's taxonomy places the organism in Eukaryota, Fungi, Ascomycota, Leotiomycetes, Helotiales, Helotiaceae. The coding region runs from base 1 to 543 and encodes 180 amino acids. The transcript is spliced from 3 exons.